This is a messenger RNA of Knipowitschia caucasica, 2037 nucleotides long. NCBI's taxonomy places the organism in Eukaryota, Metazoa, Chordata, Actinopteri, Gobiiformes, Gobiidae. The record is from the annotation of a GenBank genome assembly.
AUGGGACGACACACAGCCACGGGACGACACACGGCCACGGGACAACACGGCCACGGGACGACACACGGCCACGGGACGACACACUGCCACGGGACGACACAUGGCCACGGGACGACACACGGCCACGGGACGACACAGAGCCACGGGACGACACACGGCCACGGGACGACACACUGCCACGGGACAACACGGCCACGGGACGACACACGGCCACGGGACGACACACUGCCACGGGACAACACGGCCACGGGACGACACACGGCCACGGGACGACACACGGCCGCGGGACGACACACAGCCACGGGACGACACACAGCCACGGGACGACACACAGCCAUGGGACGACACACAGCCACGGGACGACACACGGCCACGGGACUCCACAAGGCCAUGGGACAACACGGCCACGGGACGACACACGGCCACGGGACGACACACGGCCACGGGACGACACACUGCCACGGGACGACACACGGCCACGGGACGACACACGGCCACGGGACGACACAGAGCCACGGGACGACACACAGCCACGGGACGACACAGAGCCACGGGACGACACACGGCCACGGGACGACACACGGCCACGGGACGACACACGGCCACGGGACGACACACGGCCACGGGACGACACACGGCCACGGGACGACACAGAGCCACGGGACGACACACGGCCACGGGACGACACACUGCCACGGGACAACACGGCCACGGGACGACACACGGCCACGGGACGACACACGGCCGCGGGACGACACACAGCCACGGGACGACACACAGCCACGGGACGACACACAGCCAUGGGAGGACACACGGCCACGGGACGACACACGGCCACGGGACGACACACGGCCACGGGACGACACACGGCCACGGGACGACACACGGCCACGGGACGACACACGGCCACGGGACGACACAGAGCCACGGGACGACACACAGCCACGGGACGACACAGAGCCACGGGACGACACACAGCCACGGGACGACACACGGCCACGGGACGACACACAGCCACGGGACGACACACAGCCACGGGACGACACAGAGCCACGGGACGACACACAGCCACGGGACGACACACGGCCACGGGACGACACACAGCCACGGGACGGCACACGGCCACGGGACGACACACGGCCACGGGACGACACACGGCCACGGGACGACACAGAGCCACGGGACGACACACAGCCACGGGACGACACAGAGCCACGGGACGACACACAGCCACGGGACGACACACGGCCACGGGACGACACACAGCCACGGGACGACACACAGCCACGGGACGACACAGAGCCACGGGACGACACACAGCCACGGGACGACACACGGCCACGGGACGACACACAGCCACGGGACGGCACACGGCCACGGGGACGACACACGGCCACGGGACGGGACGACACACGGCCACAGGACGCACACGGCCGCGGGACGACACACAGCCACGAGACGACACACAGCCACGGGACGACACACAGCCAUGGGACGACACGGCCACGGGACGACACACAGCCACGGGACGACACACAGCCACGGGACGACACACAGCCACGGGACGACACACUGCCACGGGACGACACACGGCCACGGGACGACACACUGCCACGGGACGACACACGGCCACGGGACGACACACUGCCACGGGACGACACACGGCCACGGGACGACACACAGCCCCGGGACGACACACGGCCACGGGACGACACACGGCCACGGGACGACACACAGCCCCGGGACGACACACAGCCCCGGGACGACCACACAGCCACGGGACGACACACGGCCACGGGACGACACACAGCCACGGGACGACACACGGCCACGGGACGACACACAGCCACGGGACGACACACGGCCACGGGACGACACACAGCCACGGGACGACACACGGCCACGGGACGACACACAGCCACGGGACGACACACGGCCACGGGACGACACACAGCCACGGGACGACACACGGCCACGGGACGACACACAGCCACGGGACGACACACAGCCACGGGACGACACACAGCCUUGCUUUAA